Arabidopsis thaliana (thale cress) is the source of this 2922-nucleotide messenger RNA. RefSeq names its product P-loop containing nucleoside triphosphate hydrolases superfamily protein. Gene Ontology annotation, molecular function: GTP binding. The transcript is spliced from 6 exons. The coding region runs from base 166 to 2922 and encodes 918 amino acids. The record is from RefSeq and is marked reviewed. NCBI's taxonomy places the organism in Eukaryota, Viridiplantae, Streptophyta, Magnoliopsida, Brassicales, Brassicaceae.
GCAUCAUCGCUCUCACUCUUCUCUGUGGUUGUUUCGUCUUCCACACUAUCACUUCCAUAGCCACAAAAGCUUCACAUAAAUCCUAAUUAAACCCUAAAAAUACUGUUAAAGACAAACAGAAAACUACAAAAUACAUCUUUUGUAUAUUUGGAAGCUUUUGGUUUUAUGGAAUCGGAGAAGCCUGGGAUUGUUUCAAUUCUCGCUGCAGCAACGGUCGAUUCGGAGAAACCUCGCGUUUCAAUUUCUGCGGUGAGAGCGAUUGCGGCGGCAAGAGCUGAUUCGUUUCUUCUCACGCCAAGUAGUGAAGCUAGUAGUUAUAGUAAUGGACUUGAUUUUGAGACUGAUGAAGAUGAGACUGUGUUAGAGGAUGUGGUUUUGGAUGGGGUUAGGGUAGAUAGGCUACUAGGGGAAGAGUUAGGUGGAGAUGGAAGUGAAUUUCAGGUGGGAGUGGGAUUUAUAGACCAUUUGCAGAGUGAAGUUAGUGGAGAUGAAAGAGGUAGUAUGAAAGCAAAAGUAGUCAUUCCUCGGGCUGUUUUGUCUUUGGAUGAUGAUGAGUUUGAUGAAAUUUUGGGUAGUGAUGUUGAUUCUGAAGAGGUGAGAAUGAACUAUUCAGAUAAAUUAGAUGAUGGUUUGAUGUCCUUUGGGAAUAUUGAAGAAUCAAGUCUCGGUGUUCCACCAGAAGGUUCUAGUGAUUUUAUGGCAGAAAAUGAAGGGAACUCUAGUGAGGCGAGUAUAGAAUUGGGUCAAAAUUUCAAGCAACUCAUCGAGAAAGGGGAUAGUAAAAGUACCAUCAACAAGGAGGAUAGUGGUGGUAGCAUUCAUGAAUUUGACGCAUUGAUGAAGCCAAGUGAUGUAGAAAGAGUAGAAGAUAGUGCAGUUGAAUUAGCAAAAAUGGGAAUGAAUGAUAAACCAGAAUACGCAGGUUCUAAUAUAGGUGAACUUGUAUCCAUAGAGGAAGUUAUGGUACAAGAGAAAUCUUCUGACAAUGUGUUAGUGUCUUUUGAGAGUAGUCUUGGUGUUAUGACAGGUGAAUGCAAGGAGUUUCUGGUGGAAAGUGAAGGAAACGCUGUUGAUGAGGAUAAAGGAUUAGAUGAAACUGUAAGCAGCCUUGUCGAACAAGGGGUGGGUCAAGCUAGUACCAGCAAGGAGAGCAAUAACAGAACUGAUGUUGGUAGUGUCUGUGAUGCAGAUGAAUUGAUAAUUCCACGUGACGAGUCUAUUGGAUCAGAAAGCAGAGACUCAGGGGAUAAAGACGCUGGAAAUAUGAUAGGCAAGGCAGAAGAACACUGUGAAAAUGAUCGUGGUGCUGUUAGCGAAUUAGAAAAACUUGAGUGCGCGGAUGAACCUGAAAUUGGUAUGAGUUCUGAAAGUUUUCAGUUAACUCCAACUUCAGAUUCUGAAAUGAUAAUGAACCUUGAGGUCGCUGGAGGAAUAGAUGUCGUUGUAAUUGGUUGUGGUUCUUCCGAUCAAAAAGCUGAAGAAGAAUCUGAAAAUGAAGGAAAUCAAGAAUCAGACGAUACUGAUAGGAAGUUGUCACUUCCUGAUGAAGAUAGAGCAUCAAGUUUAAUAAGUUCCUUUGAAACAGCCAAUGAGACUGUGGAAGAUGGGAAUCAAUUAAUAAGCAGGACCAUGCCUGAAAACUCUUCCGUAAUUGCUUAUGAUAUAAUGGAAAAUGAGACGAUGGCACGGCUGAUUCAUAAUCACACUUUUAUGGAGCUUGACGAGUACGAAGGAACAGGUGAUACAAGUGAGAAACUCACUGGAUCCAGUUUCCAGAAUUCUUCAGAACUAUUAUCCUCUAAUCAUUCUGUGGAGCUGAUAAGUGAGAGAGUGAAGGAAAGAGUUGAGAAGACUCAGCUCUUGAAGGAAAAGCUCCAGAGGAUUAUAAGAAGAACAUGUCUUAGCCGUGAAAAUUCAACUGUUACUAAAGUUGCGUCUAAGAUGAGCCUAGCUGGUGGAGAACAUCCAACGUCCUUAGGGCUUGAUCACAUGUUUGACGGAACAAAGAUAGUGCUGCCUGAACAAGAGUUUCCAGCUGAUCUAGACUUCUCCAUUAACGUCCUUGUUAUCGGGAAAACUGGGGUGGGAAAAAGUGCAACGGUUAAUUCUAUUUUUGGGGAGACUAAAUCUGCUGUUGGUGCAUUUGGAGUUACCACUAACUCUGCAAAUUAUGUUGUUGGGAAUGUAGGAGGAAUCCAGAUAAGUAUACUUGAUACGCCAGGACUCUUGUCCUCUGCAACUGAGGAACAGUUUAAUCAGGAAGUCCUUAUAGCAAGAUGCCUAGGAAUUGUUCUGGCAGAGAACAACAUGAGCUUCUUCUCCGCAAACAAAAGCAGCGAAUCUACAUGUUCGGAUUGGAGAUUGAACUUGCUGAUCUUAUGUUGCUCAGUUAAGAUCCGGUCUAAAGCCGGUUCUUUGCAAAAGCAGAAUACCGAUGUAGAAAAGGCCGGUGUCUUUGGCUCCCAGCUUAGCUCUUUCACUCUAUUCUGUUCCUUGUGGAAUGUGUUACUUAACUCAGGGCACACUUCUCAUUCACAUGAUGAUUUGGAGGAGAAGAAAAGGAAAUUACUGGAUUCUUACCCUGAAAUUAUAUGGGACGAACAGAGUCAAGAAUGUCUCGAGCAAGAAACACUUCUCGUGGAGAAUCAAGAAUCAGAAGACGUGGAGAGACAACAUGAAAAAGGAACUGUACUUGGUCGUGUAAGAACCAGAAGAGGAAGACUUGGAUUCCAAGCAACAAAAAGGUUCGGUAUCUAUCUAGAUACAUCUGAUGUGCACGCAGGGUUUUCCAUUGGAAGCCGAGACUGUAGAAGAAAUGUACAAGAAGAAGGGAAGAUCUUGGUGAGGAUGAGAGGCUCCAUGUCUGUUUUAGGUUUGGUUCCUAUGUUGAUAUCCGUAUUCACUUCUGGAAAAGAUAUUUAA